GUUAUUUUAGUAUUGUAACGUCCUCGAAAGGCUCCAGACAUUAAAUCCCAAUCCCGCGGACUGGACGGCAACGUGCUGCGAUGGUAACUUAUGCAACUGGAACCCUAUGGCCGGAGACAGGAGCGUGCACCACCUAGUGAACACUAAACCUUGUCCAACCUCACUGACAAGGCCGACUACCACUGAGAGACCAACAAAACCGUUGCCUCAAACAUCAAUACCGGCUUCAACACCACCACCAACAACAACAAAAACAACAACACCUACCACCACAACAACUACUACACCACCACCAACAACGAAAACAACUACACCUACAACCACAACAACAACCAUACCAACAACAACAACAACAAAAACAACAACGCCUACCACCACGACGCCUACUACCACAACAACUACCAGACCAACGACAACAACAACACUCGCCACAACAACAACACCUACCACAACAACAACACCUACCACAACAACUACCAUACCAACAAUAACUACAGUACCAACAACAACAACAACAACACCACAACCUACUACAACAACAACUACAAGAGCAACUACAACACCACCACCAACAACAACAACAACAACAACGACUACUCCAGCUCCUACUACUACAACAACUCUAGCCGCAACUACUACUCAUCCCUAUACAUUGCCACCAAAAGCAACCUCGUGUCAUGUGUGCACGGGUCCGCUUGUGAUCUGCGAGAACCUUCACAGGCCUCAGGCUUGUGAUCCUCCUAAUAACUACUGCAUAAACCACAUAGUGAAUCACAAUGACGGGUCCAGAACUGUAAACCACACGUGCGGAAAUUUUGACACGUGUUACCGUGAGUGGUGGCAGGGAACGUCGGAUGAGGACAAAUGUGAGGACUUGUCCACGAACAACCAGAAACUCGACUUUCAGUGCACCUUCUGUUGCGUGUCGGACAAUUGCAACAUCCCCGUCAGACCGGCGGAGAGUACGCUGUAUAAACCAAAAUUGUCAGCUUAGAAAGACAGAAACAAGGCAGUCGAUUUCAUCUGAUACUUUGUCUUAUGGUACCAGAAAUAAAUAUCAAGUGGAAUUCAA
Mya arenaria is the source of this 1072-nucleotide messenger RNA. Its product is annotated as integumentary mucin A.1-like. NCBI's taxonomy places the organism in Eukaryota, Metazoa, Mollusca, Bivalvia, Myida, Myidae. The transcript is spliced from 5 exons. The record is from RefSeq and is a predicted model, not a curated record. Bases 107 to 994 code for a protein of 295 amino acids.